This is a messenger RNA of Aspergillus terreus NIH2624, 1629 nucleotides long. RefSeq names its product GMC family oxidoreductase. The record is from RefSeq and is a predicted model, not a curated record. Lineage: Eukaryota; Fungi; Ascomycota; Eurotiomycetes; Eurotiales; Aspergillaceae. Gene Ontology annotation, molecular function: oxidoreductase activity, acting on CH-OH group of donors; flavin adenine dinucleotide binding. Bases 1 to 1629 code for a protein of 542 amino acids. The transcript is spliced from 2 exons.
AUGGCGACUACCAACGAUUUCCCCGCCAGCGAUGUCAACAGCUACGACUAUGUGAUUGUGGGAGGUGGCACGGCCGGCUGUGUCAUCGCCAGUCGCUUGGCCCAAUAUCUGCCGAACAAGCGCAUCCUCGUCAUCGAGGGUGGUCCCAGUGACUACAAUGACGACCGCGUGCUGAACCUGAGAGAAUGGCUCAACUUGUUGGGAGGUGAACUCGACUACGACUAUCCCACCACUGAACAGCCGAUGGGCAACAGUCACAUCCGUCACUCCCGUGCCAAGGUCUUGGGUGGUUGCUCCAGCCACAACACUCUCAUCUCCUUCCGUCCUUUUGAAUACGAUUGCAAGAGAUGGGAGGCGCAAGGCUGCAAGGGCUGGUCCUUUGAGACUUUCACGCGCGUGCUGGACAACCUGCGCAACACCGUCCAGCCCGUCCACAGCCGCCACCGCAACCAGCUGUGCAAGGACUGGGUCCAGGCCUGCUCCACCGCCAUGAACAUCCCCAUCAUUCACGAUUUCAACAAGGAGAUCCGCUCCAAGGGCGAGCUGACCGAGGGUGUCGGCUUCUUCUCCGUGUCCUACAACCCGGAUGACGGCCGUCGCAGCAGCGCCAGUGUCGCCUACAUCCACCCCAUCCUCCGCGGCGAAGAGAAGCGCCCCAACCUGACCAUUCUGACCAACGCGUGGGUGUCGCGCGUCAAUGUCGAAGGCGACACCGUGACCGGUGUGAACGUGACCCUGCAGUCGGGUGUCAAGCACACCCUGCGCGCGAAGAAGGAGACGAUCAUCUGUGCGGGUGCCGUCGACACCCCCCGGCUGAUGCUGCUGUCCGGUCUGGGACCCCAGGAGCAGCUGAAGUCGCUGGGCAUCCCGGUGGUCAAGGACAUCCCGGGUAUGGGUGAGAACCUGCUGGACCACCCCGAGAGUAUCAUCAUCUGGGAGCUCAACCGCCCCGUGCCCCCGAACCAGACCACCAUGGACUCGGACGCCGGUAUCUUCCUACGCCGCGAGCUGCCCAACGCGGCCGGCUCGGACGGUCGUGCCGCCGAUAUCAUGAUGCACUGCUACCAGAUCCCCUUCUGCCUCAACACGACCCGGCUCGGCUACGACGAGCCGAUCGACGCCUUCUGCAUGACCCCCAACAUCCCCCGGCCCCGCUCGCGCGGCCGCAUCUACCUGACGUCGGCCGACCCGACUGUGAAGCCGGCGCUGGACUUCCGCUACUUCACCGACCCGGAGGGCUACGACGCCGCUACCAUCGUGGCGGGCCUCAAGGCGGCCCGUGAGAUCGCCAAACAGGCGCCCUUCAAGGACUGGAUCAAGCGCGAGGUGGCGCCGGGCCCGAAGGUGCAGACGGACGAGGAGCUGUCCGAGUACGGGCGUCGCGUGGCGCACACGGUGUACCACCCAGCGGGUACGACCAAGAUGGGCGAUGUGACGCGGGACCCGAUGGCGGUCGUGGACCCGCAGCUGAAGGUGCGCGGACUGAAGAACGUCCGCAUUGCCGAUGCCGGUGUCUUCCCGGAGAUGCCUAGCAUCAACCCCAUGCUGACGGUGCUGGCCAUCGGCGAGCGCGCGGCGGAGCUGAUUGCCGAGGAGGCCGGCUGGAAGCGCGAGCAGCCUCGUCUGUAG